Molecule: messenger RNA, 282 nt
Organism: Cylindrotheca closterium
Lineage: Eukaryota; Bacillariophyta; Bacillariophyceae; Bacillariales; Bacillariaceae
Source: the annotation of a GenBank genome assembly
AUGUUAUAUUUGGUCUGCCAUGGAACUGAUGCUUGGCCUGUUAUAAAAGGGUACAAGACUACAGAAAAUGGAAGGCAAGCGUAUCUUGAUCUGGUUGCCCACUAUCAGGGUGAAGGUCAACUCAAUAAGAGGCGCGACUCUGCCUACCGAGUCUUGAACAUGACCCACUACAAUGGAAAGAAGAAUUUUAAGGUUCUUGGUGCCUUUGAAGAUUUGAAAAAUUGUGUCAAUGGAAUGUCCGAACAUGCCAAGGUAACGAAAUUCUUGAGCACGAUCAAAUAA